Molecule: messenger RNA, 4169 nt
Organism: Episyrphus balteatus (marmalade hoverfly)
Lineage: Eukaryota; Metazoa; Arthropoda; Insecta; Diptera; Syrphidae
Gene: jeb
Exons: 2
Coding region: 1574-2668 (364 amino acids)
Biological process (GO): positive regulation of MAPK cascade
Cellular component (GO): terminal bouton
Molecular function (GO): transmembrane receptor protein tyrosine kinase activator activity; protein binding
Source: RefSeq, a predicted model, not a curated record
AUUGGCGACAUUGUGUUGUGCAGUCGUCGUUGCGGGUACACACAUCAGCAGCACCAAGCCACACAAAAUUUUUUCUAUAUAGAAAGAGCAGAGAAAGAUUAGAACGAUUUGUUGAAAAAAUACAAAAAUAUUUGUUAAAAAAAGACACAAAAAAAAAAACGAACUAGCGAGCUAGUGUAGAUCCAGAAAAGGGAUAUCCUUGCCGAAAGUGCCCAACGUUAAAUCAUUCGCGAUUCAUCCCUUAACGAACGAACAAUCUUUGCUUGACCAACACACGGUUUGGUUUUCCACACGGUAGUUGUUGUUGUAAAAGUGUCUCUAUAUUCAAUACUAGAGUGUGACAAGAAGUUAGUGUAUAGUAUCGGACGAACAAUAACAAAAUACCCUAUUAAAACGGAACGACAACGACGACGACCGUUGCAGAGUCGCGUCAUGGCCAGGCUGGCCCCCCAACAGGGUGGUUGUAGUGCAACUAACCCCUCCGACUUGCGUUAAGUAUUUUUUUCCUUUCAUUUUUGUUGUUGUUGGAUUCUUUUAUGCUUCACAAUUCCGUUAUUUUGUUGUUGUGUGUGGAGUAUUAUAGUGUGGAGCAGCACAACUUUGAACGAACAUUCGAUACCAUUCAGUGUUAAGAUUUUCGCGAACAAAAAAGGAUUUCUCACGACCGAACGAACGAUAUAACGGAUAAAAGAAAUAAUCCCAAGGAUUAUAAUAAUAAAAUAAAAUUACUAAUAAAUAAAAAGGAUUUCUACAAUGAUUCUGAAAAGUGAAGAAAGAUAAUUUAUUUUUUUGUUCUUGAGAAAAAGUAUUUUUAACGGAAAAUAUUGCAAAAAAGUCCUUCCAGGGACAUAUAUAUAAAACGUUCAGUGAAAUAUACUAAGUUUCGAAGAAACAAGUGGUUGAUGAGAAAUUGAUAAAAUAAGAGUGUUUUUUUUUUUUAAUAAGAAGAAGAAAAAAGAAAUUAUUAUAAAACGAAUGUGAUAUCGUGAAAACCUUUCUGAAAAUAUUCUUCCUGUAAAAAUCCUUUUUUCUGUGAGUAAACUGAAAAACAUAGGUACCUACCAGGUACAUAAUAUUUCCGGUAAUCGAAAUCAAUAUACAAAAACAGGUGGAUUUGUAUCGUGUAUCGUGAGUGUUUGUCCUUUGAUCCUUUUCCUUGUUAAAUCCUUUAUUUUUCUUACUUUUUGGAUCUGAUGCCAUUAAGUUAAUAAAAUUUUGAUUUUAUUUUUUUGUGUUAAAUAAAAAAAUUCACAUUUCGAUUUCCCGUUGUUUUAUAGUCGUCCUUAAAAGUCCUUCAAAAAAAUAAAAAAAAGUAUUGAAAACAAAAAAAUUUGGCAAGCAUAUGUAAGACGUGUUAAAAUCACAGAGUAGAUAUAUCUCAACAUGUUAAGUUCCUUCGCCAUUCGCAUUGAAAAACACUUUAGGAGUUAUUGAUUUGACAAAAAAAGACUUUAUCAAGAAUAAAGGACACUCCAUUCGCAUUUGCACAGAUCUCAUCGUUCCGUUCUACCGAGUUAACACAACUUUAACCAAAAACUCCUACCAAUCAACUCCUAUAGAAACAAGUGAUUAAAUGAAGAUGAUAAUCAAGAUCUUUAUAUGCCUGAGUGUCUUGAUUGGCAGUGCACUAUCCCUCCAUCUCAGCAAUGAUCGAACUGGCGAAAGCAGUAGUGGCGGAAGUGUUUUAGUUCCACCCGUCAUGUCUAGCUCCAGUGGUACGCUGCAGCAUCAUGUCAGCAAUCCCUAUCGAAGAAUGGCGGCCGCAGCCGAAUCCGAACGAGAGCGAAUGCUCUUUAUGGGUGGAGGACGAAGGGGGCGCCCUAUAGUUACAGGUCGUUUGCAUAUGACGACCGAUGACACCGAUGCAGAGGUUCCCAAUUAUCCAGCUUCGUCGUUGACGAUGUUGCAGGACAAUGAAUUCCCUAUACGUCGUGAACCGUUUUUCUUUGUUGGAGACGAUGAUGACGGUCGCGACGGAGGUGAUGGUGGUGGUGGUGGUGGAGGAUAUCAGGACUUUCAGAAACCGCAGUCAGACCAUUAUCAUCGCUAUGAUGACGGCAGUUAUGAGAUCAUGGAGGAUAUAUUCAAUCGCGGAGAAGGCAUUUACCGGAAGUACCCACCAAUCCAUCAUCAGCCAUCAUCUGUACCGCACUUCCAAGCUCAAUCUCCUAGAGGACUCCAGGAACUGUUCGAUCAUCAAGAAGUCGCUGAUGAGCUCGAUGUUCCACAUCAUCGGUCUGGUAACCUAGAUGUAAGGAUACAACAGAAAAUGCAGCGCAAAAGGACUCAACACAAGCAAAACCUGGAAAACCAACCAUUAUCAUCAGGGUCAAAAACCGCUGACUCUUCCUCGCCAUCUAACUCAGCCACAGUCAAUAGCGGCGGCGCCCCAUCAUCAUUGGUCAAUUCAGAGGAACAAAAGCAUCAAAAAACAAACCAACAGCAGCAACAGUUAUCACAUCGCACCACCAACAGUAAGCGUUCAGGGAUAAAUAGCGGUAUCGGAGUUCCACCACCCGUUACCCAUAGCAUAGCCAGCCAGUUGAUGUUACGUACGGCGAGAGGACAACGACAGUACGAUGUGCCGCAAAUUGGUAAGUGGAUAAAUUUUUAUAUUAAGCCCAUCCUUAUCCAUACAUCAACAAAAAAAGUAAGUAAUUUACCCUAGUGGCAUACUUUAAGGUAGGUAUAUAUAAACGAAGGAACAACAACAAAAAAAACUGCUGCUUCGGAAUUUAUUCAGGUUCACACACAAUUUCCUUUGCUUUCGAUGUCGAAAGUAAGCCCAUAAAUCAUUUGGCUAUAAAUAUUCCAUCGAGAAUGGUUUUAUUCUUGGCUUUGGUUAUUAUAGCUCAAAAAGGGGGGUGAUGAUGUAUAAAAAAAAAAGGAUAUCGUUAAAAACCCACUUUUUAAUUCCCCUUUCCUUGGUUGCACAAAAAAGCAACAACAAAAAACAAUACAUUUUUCGUCAAGAAAAACAAAAAUAAAAUAAACCAAAAAAAAAAUCUUUGCUCGUUUUAUAAUAAAAAUAAAAUUACCUUCUUCAAAGUCGUCCUUAUAUAGGUUUUGGCCAAUGGCUAUUAUGGUGGUGGACGCGUUGUUUUAAGUUGUAACCAAAAAUAGCAACACAAAGAUCCUUAUCAUUAGAAAUCGAAACAAGAAAGUCUAGGAAAUUCGCACGGAAGCUCGAAAUAAACAUUAGAAGCGUUGAGGAGACAGAGUGAAUGGGGGUUGAAACUCCAAUCACCCCGAUAAAUCGUGCAACAAAUACCUAGACGGCAGGGUUGGUAGUUAAUUUCUACUAAAUUUACACCCCACAACCCACCGCAUCGAGCCUAUCGACUCAUUCACACCCACUUUACUCAUUCCACAAAUUUCUAUCAAAACAGCUAUAGCUAGGCUUAGGAUAGGUAAAUCCGGUCGCAUAACACUCAUUUAAAUGGCAGGCUACUCAGAGCUUUCUAUAGCAAUAGUAGGCACACUAUUUCCUUGUUGCUGUUAAAUGGUCUCCCUUUACCUACCGCACAAUCACAACCUUAGAUCUUAAUUGAGUAUUGCAAAGCUUAGACUGGGUUGGCCUGAAGUCGAUUCGAGUGGAGUGGAGUUGAGUUGGUCCGGUACCGGUUCGGUUCGGGGUUUUAUAAUAGUGUGGGAGAGUAUGAUGAGAAGGCUUCAUUUUGGUGGUUGAAAGACUGUUGCUGGUUUAGAAUUUCUCGUCCUCGUGUCGCUCUGUAGAGGCAUCUAAAAUCGAUUGCGAAUCCGAACAAUAGGCUGUGCCUGUGCCUGUGCUGUGACAGUGAUAAGGAGGGCAGAAAAUUAUGUUGCGGGCCCCUUUUCGAUUGUGUUCGAACACAACCAUUUAUAGAACGGUAAUGUCACCAAGAGUGAUUAUGUGCUUCUCUGGUUGUGAGAAUUGAUGGAAUUAGUGGUGUUUAAUGGUGUUUUGUUUUUAUUUUUUUUUUUUUGCUUUUUACAGCAUUUAUGGGAGUUGGAGUGGAACAUGCUUUAUCUAUUCAUGCGAGAACCUUGGGGCUUCUGUUAAAAACUUAUCUCUGAUGAAGCAUAGAAUUAGGGUUAAAAAGAAACAAACUGAUUUUUUUGUUUUCAAUUGACUUGUGUUUUGUUUGUAUUGGUUUUUUUUUUCUGAUAUUAAAAGAGGUGAUUGGUUG